GGGCGGAGACUUAUCGAGCAAAACUUUUUUUAACGAAAAAGUAUUACUUUGAAGGUAAUCGCACUUGAAAACAAAACAAACAGCACGAAUUUUGACAAUAACAAGGAAAUUACGCAUCGGAAUUUUCCACCACGCCACGCAGAAACCUAUAUAAACAUUCAACUGUUGACAGCACAUACUAUACUGAUUCACAGAUUUUGUGAGAUAUAGAAGAAGAGAGAUAUAGAACAGCUCGUCCGAUAUAUUACAUUGAUUUGUGUUGCCGCCGCAUCCUUUGAAAAACUUCAGGAUGUUUUUAAUGCUGUAUUCUGCGCUCAUGUUUCUAGCAUUGCAAGAAGUCAAAGAAGCGAGUGCUUGCAACAUGCUUGCAUUGAGCGGCGGUGUGGGUUAUACCUCGCCAGAAUACACUUCCCCCAACCAUCCCAGUGUCAGCCCACACAAUCUUGACUGUUUAUACAAAAUCGACGCCCAGAGCAGCUCAAACGUCAUCAAAGUUACAUUCAAUCCCUUCAACUAGGAAAACCAUUUUAAUUGCGCCUAUGACUACGUGGCAGUUUACGAAGGUCCAACUACGUCGUCUCGUUUACUAGGAAAGUAUUGCGGCCCCAAAUCACUAUUUUUCGUCACCGGACGAGGACGGUACAUGUACAUGCAUUACCACACAGACGCCUCUAUUCCUUCGAAUGGAUUUCGUUUCCGCUUUAGCAUCUCAGCAUCUGCCUCGCCUUCUUGCGACCAACUUACAAUUGGGGGAGGACCAGGAAGUGGCUUUAUAACCUCACCCGGCUAUCCGACCAGCUACCCACAUCAUGCUGACUGUAGGUACCGUAUCGAUGCCGGACGAUCAGACCGCCCCAUUACUUUAACGUUCACAGCAUUCCAUCUUGAAGAUCACAGUCACUGCAUCUAUGACUACAUUGAAAUUCGGAAUGGCUCUGAGGGGAAUUGGUCUCCAACCGCAAGAAAAUAUUGCGGUACAACUACACCAGCUCCUCUUGUUAUAAUCGGGCAACGGUAUGUCUACAUUCGGUUCCUCAGCGACGUAAGCGUGUCUGGAAAUGGAUUUCAAAUUCAGUACAAUAUUUCAGACAAUUCUGCGCCACUACCUUGUACGAGCACUUUCAACGUUAGAUAUACAGUCCACACUUCACCCUUAUACUAUACUCCGGGAUAUCCAAACCACAGUCCCCACAGUCUGGACUGUUCCUACAGAAUCAACACCCCGAGCGGCUCCGACCUCAUUAGAGUAAACUUUCAACAUUUUAACUUGGAAAGACACACUGAUUGCCAAUAUGACUACGUCGCGGUUUAUGAAGGACCAAAUGCAUCAUCUCGUUUGAUUGGAAAGUAUUGCGGAACAAACACAUCUUUUAUGGUCACCGGCAGAGCACCGAACAUGUUCAUACACUACCAUACAGAUGAUACCGUACCUUCAUCUGGAUUUCGGUUCAUGUUUAGAACUUGGGUACGACCAGCAAGUACGCCCGCGUCCUGUGACCAACUCUCCCUUGGUGGCGGUACAGGCAUAGGUUAUAUAACCUCACCCAACUACCCAAACCCUUACCCUGGGCUCAGUGACUGCAGAUACCGAAUAAACGCUGGGAAUUCUAACCGCAUGAUUACGUUGCAAUUUCUUUCAUUUAACGUGGAAUUCGACGCAAACUGCAACCAUGAUUAUGUCGACGUCCGACUUGGCGGUUCCGGAAAUUGGUCACCGACUUCUAGGAGAUAUUGCGGUGUACACCUCCCAACCACACAAACUAUAACAGGGGUGCAAUAUGUUUACAUUCGGUUUCUCAGUGAUCAAAGUGUUUAUAGACCAGGCUUUAGGUUGAAGUAUAUUAUAUCAGAACCAACUUUAUGCAACCAACUUAAUCUUGGUGGAGCACCUGGUAGCAAUGGUUUGAUAAAAUCACCCGGCUACCCUAACAACUACCCGGAAAAUAUCGCCUGCAAUUACAGCGUUUCGAGUUCGCCGCCGAACAACCCUGUGUGUCUUCAAUUCCUUGAUUUUAAUCUACAUUCCCAACCCCAAUGCCCGUCGGAGUACGUUGAAAUAUACGAUAGCUGCCAGCCAUCCGCAAGCUCGGUUGGUAAAUAUUGCGACACAGCACCUCCUUAUUUGUCUUGUCUUCUUGGGUGCAUUGCGAUGAGAUUUAAAACGGGUUUGGUAACGGGUAUUGCCACGACAGGAUUUAACGUCCGGUACAACGUGACAGGAACCCACUACCCAUCAUCAGGGGAGAUUACGUCACCAAGCUACCCGGUGCUUUAUCCCAGUAAUGCCGAAAACAACUAUGUUAUCAAACCACCAGGCGCAACCAGAAUUAGUCUCUCGUUUAUGGAUUUUAACUUACAAGGCAGUGAGCCUAGCUGCGCAUUCGACAGUUUAACCAUCAAAAGAGGUUCCGAAUCCGGUACACAGUUAGCUAAAUACUGUGGAGAGAAACGAGCAUUUGCCAGGUUCUUUGACGAGAGCCAGUUGACGUUGGUGUUUAGAUCUGAUGGCUCUAUAAACCGACCUGGAUUCCGAUGUCGUUUUAACAGUGUUAAUUAGUUUCAGCUUGCUUUGAGAUGAUUGUCUUCUCUUACCCCAUAUUGACCUUCUACAAAAUAACAUGAGUAUUUUCCCUAUACCCAAUAUCCAAGAAAUUAUGUUACAUUAUUGCGUAAUGGAAUCUGAAUGUUAAUUUAACAAGAAAUACAAAUAUAGUACAAUCUGCAA
Ciona intestinalis (vase tunicate) is the source of this 2725-nucleotide messenger RNA. NCBI's taxonomy places the organism in Eukaryota, Metazoa, Chordata, Ascidiacea, Phlebobranchia, Cionidae. The record is from RefSeq and is a predicted model, not a curated record.